Messenger RNA from Thermothelomyces thermophilus ATCC 42464, 1985 nucleotides. RefSeq lists its product as uncharacterized. NCBI's taxonomy places the organism in Eukaryota, Fungi, Ascomycota, Sordariomycetes, Sordariales, Chaetomiaceae. Gene Ontology annotation, biological process: protein farnesylation; protein geranylgeranylation. The record is from RefSeq and is a predicted model, not a curated record. Gene Ontology annotation, molecular function: protein farnesyltransferase activity; CAAX-protein geranylgeranyltransferase activity. Bases 86 to 1822 code for a protein of 578 amino acids. Gene Ontology annotation, cellular component: cytoplasm; CAAX-protein geranylgeranyltransferase complex; protein farnesyltransferase complex. The transcript is spliced from 3 exons.
AAAGCAACUCUGAAAUCUUGGCUGCUGCUCAGUGCACUUUAAAGGCACACCCCGCCCAUCCUCCACCCGCAACGAGACCUCCAACAUGCCGCCCAACGCAAAGGUAGCCAGCAAGCCCAAAGCAUCCGAGACUUCUAAGCCCCCACAAUCAACUACCACUGGCGCCACUCCUGCUGCUAGCACCUCCCACACCGCCCCUCCAACAGCAAUCAACCACCCAGCUCUCCCUACCCAACCGGGAAACCCCCAGACCGAUCACGACCGCUCCCAGACCCGCUUUUCCCUCUCGGCCCUCUCACGAGCAGACCAGGUCGCCUGGCUCGCCGCGCGCAUCGCCUCCCGCCUGGCCGCGAGACCGGCUCUGUCGUCCGGGACCACCACAACCACUACUGCUACCGCUACCACCGCCGCCACCGUAGCGAGGCUAGCCUGUGGCGGAGGCCCCAAGACGCUUAAGGAGGUCUGGCGGGUCGUGAAUGAGAGGAGCGCGCCGUUGCGGGCGCCGAGGCCGAAGGGUCGUAAGGCAGUAGAGGAGGAGGACGAGGAGGAGGAGGAGAAGAAGAAGAAGAAGAAAGAGGAGAAGGAGGGGCUAAGAACCGGCGAGGACGAGGCGAGGUGGGAGCGAAAGGUGGUGCUGAGCUGCCUGGCGGUGCAGAGCUGCUGUUUCCGGGCGAGACGGGAGCGCGAGAGGCAAGGGCAGGCGGAGGAGAAGACCGGGGAGGCGGCCGUCGUGACGGAGCAGGAGGUGUUCGAGGAGACCAGGCGGCGGAGGGAGAUGGCUGCGCUGAGGAAGGAGCUGUACGGUGGCGGGGUGGGCAAGGCCGGCAAGCUGGCGGCCGACCCGGAGUGGGAUGAUGUCCAGCCUGUCGUGCUCGAGGAGCCGGAGGGCGCGCUGGCCGCGAUCGCGUAUCCUGCCGAUUAUGCUGAGGCCAUGGCCUACCUUCGCGCCGUGAUGCAGGCCAAGGAGUACUCGCCGCGCUGCCUGCGCCUGACCGAGCACAUCAUCGCCAUGAACCCGGCGCAUUACACCGUCUGGCUGUAUCGGGCGUCCAUCGUGUUCGCGCUCCAGCUCCCCAUCCCGGACGAGAUCACAUGGCUGAACCGCGUCGCGCUCGAGAACCUCAAGAACUACCAGAUCUGGCACCACCGCCACCUCCUCGUGGAGAACUACUACCCCACCAUCGCCUCCGAUCCGUCCGCCGUCGCUUCGUUUGCUGCCUCCGAGCGGAGCUUCCUGCAGAGGAUCCUGGCCGAGGACACAAAGAACUACCACGUCUGGUCGUACCGCUCCUACCUGGUCAACAAGCUCGACCUGUUCAACGACGGCGACGAGCUUGCGUCCAUCGAGGCCAUGCUGGACGACGACGUGCGCAACAACUCGGCCUGGUCCCACCGCUUCUUCCUCGUCUUCUCGAACCCGGACUACGCCACGCCCGGCAGCGCCGCCACCGAGGCCGACCCGGGCGUGCCCCAGGCGGUGGUCGACCGCGAGGUCGAGUACGCCCAGGACAAGAUCCGGCUGGCGCCGCAGAACCAGAGCGGGUGGAACUAUCUCCGGGGCGUGCUCGUCAAGGGCGGGAGGAAGCUGGGCAGCGUGGAGCAGUUCGCGAGCGAGUUUGUCAAGGGGCUAGGGGAAGGAGGCGAGGAAGGGAAGGAGGAGGUGCUGAGCACGCAUGCGCUGGACCUGCUGGCGGAGAUCUAUGCUGAGAAGGGCGACAAGGAGAAGGCGGACCUGAGCCUGAGGAGGCUGGGCCAGAAGUGGGAUCGCAUCCGAGUCGGGUAUUGGGAGUGGCGGCGGAAGUGUCUGGAGGCGACUGCAUAGCGAAUAUAUCAGGCACCGAGUUUGUCUUGUUUCUUGUUUCUUGUCGGCUUGCAAUCCAAACGAAUAUGUCUCUUUAUUUACGGUAAGAAAACGUACUAUGUCAUACGGUGAUGAGAAAGAAGUUUGGAUUCCCCUGCUACGAAUGGUGAGGUGAUUUUUCAGU